CCCUCCGGCAGCUAGGUUGCAGCGGCCCCUCCUGGAAUCCGGCGCAACCUCGGUGGCGUGAGCCUUGUCGGAACCAGGAAGCGAGCUGCUGCCAGGGCUGGGGCGACGGGCGGCAAGCAGGCAAGUUCCCCUUCGGAUUCCCUGCCUCGUCCUCGUUUCUGAUUUCCAGGCGGAGCAGAUCAGUUAACGGUGCCGUCUGACAGAAGAGGAAGGGUUGCCAACUUUCCUGCCCGGCAAGGAUGACGGUGACAAUUUUUGCAAACUGCGCAUUCUUCGUGAAAGUGAAAAAAUUAUCUGUUCUGGAAAAGAGCAGACUGAAUGGCUGCAUUAAAGAAAAUGGUGGGCAGAUUAAAUUUGUGUUAAAUCAUGAGUGUACUCAUGUGGUCACUGACGACGCUAACUCACUCAGCUCCAUUCAUCUGAAAGCCAUCAAGAAAUAUCAGCUGCCCAUUGUAGGUGCUGAUUUCAUAUGGAACUCGGUUAAAGAAAGAAGACUUUUACAGGCUGAUGAAUACGAAGCCCAGCAGUCAUGGACACACAUACCUGAUAGGGGAAAUUCUCACAGACUAGAGUCCUCCUCGGCAGACAAGUUGCUGUCGGAACAUUUCUUUGGAGUUUACGGAGAUGACCACCUAGAAAAGAGGACUCCUGGAAAGAAUGAAUGGGACAGCAGCAAGGCCCAUGACAACAGCAAUGUGGGUGAGCUGAGAUGGUUUUCAAAUAAUGAUGAAAAUGUUCCUUAUUUCCCUGAAGACUUUGUGGUUGCAAAGUAUGAUGUCCUUGAACAGGUUACGGCACCUGGCAGGUAUGUGGUGGUUGAACUUCAGUGCUCUCGGCAGCACUGUGAUUAUCCUUUCUGCAUAAGUGCAUGCUACAGUCAAUUGGAUGGGAAAGAGUUCCAGAAACGAUUUAUACCAACAAAGACUUCUGAAGAGGCUAGAAGAGUCUAUGAAUUUUGUACUGAAAAUAUGAAAAACGAGAAUUACCAGUUCAAAGAAGAUGUUCCCCAUGAAGUGGAAUAUCUAGCUUCAGAAAAGCUGCAAGAGGUGCUUAUAGCAGAAGCCACGAAUUCCAGCUCUUUGCCUGAAACAGUCAGCAAGUUUGUGGAACUGAUCUGGAUUGAAGCACUUGGACACCUGACUCCGCUGCUGGCUAAACCAGUAACCGACCUCAGCCUCAACGAUGUGAGCAGAGCAGAAGGUAUUUUACUCCGAGCAAGGAAGGCACUGGAUGAAAUGGAAUCUCCGAAAGAGAAAAUGGAGAUAAUGUCAGAGUUUUAUAAAAUCAUACCUCACAAAAGCGGGCUGUCUUAUGACGUAACCAGAAAGUUGUUAUCUACCAAGCACAGUCUCUGUCAGCUAAUCAGGGACAUGCUGAAUGUUCAUGAAACAAACAUGUCAAUUCCUAACCCACCGUCCCUUUCCAAGUACCGAGCUCUGAGAUGCAGGAUAUGUCCUGUCUUUGGAGAAGAGUUUCGGGAUAUUGAAGAAAGGAUGGACCAAUAUACUGGUGAACAUCUCGCAAAUGUUUUGGAGAUCUAUAGAGUAGGCAGAAUGACGGAAGUAGCGGCUUUCGAGAGCCAUCUUGGCAACGUCCAGUCUUUAUACCACUCUUCAUCUGUUCACAACUUCGUUGGAAUCCUCUCUCGGGGACUGCUCUUGCCAAAGAUUGUAGUUGAAGAACAUGGCGUGGAAAGAACGGAUUGUGGGCACUUGGGCAGUGGCAUCUAUUUCAGCGACUCCGUAAGUGCAUGCAUCAACUACUCUUGGCCAAACAGAACAGAUGGAACCCGGUUGCUGCUGAUUUGCGAUGUAGCCCUUGGAAAGUGUUUUGAGACAGGUCACAUGGACAGUUCGUUAACCGCAGCACCGCCAGGCUAUGACAGCGUGCAUGGACUCGCCAGGAAAAAGGGGAAACUGAGAAAGGGAAGGGACUUCAAGGAUGACGAAUUUGUGGUGUACAGAGCUAGUCAGGUCAAAAUAAAAUAUGUGGUUAAGUUUUCCCUCACCGGUGACAAAGUGAAGGAGUUCCAUCCUGAAAUUCAAGAAGUGCCACCUUCCCUAGAGCAUCAGCCACAGCCUGAAGAUUAUAAAAUGCCAAGUAAAAAUCUGCUGAAUAAUGUCACUGCCGGUCUUCUGGACAGAUCUGGAAACCCAAUUCCUCUCAAAGACCUUCAUAUCAAGGGAUGCAUAGUAGACUUCGUAGCAGAGGUUGUGGUGUUCCAGGUCUAUGAAAAUCAAUCAGACAGCCCCAUUGAAGCGAAAUACGUAUUUCCCUUGGACGACACAGCCGCUGUAUGUGGAUUUGAGGCUUUCAUUAAAGGGAAGCAUAUAAUAGGAAAGGUUAAGGAAAAGGAAAAGGCUCACAGAGAAUACAGAGAAGCCAUCAGUCAAGGACACGGAGCUUACUUGAUGGAUCAAGAUGCACCUGACAUCUUCACUGUUUCUGUGGGAAACUUGCCUCCUUCAACCAAAGUCCUCAUCAAAAUCACCUACAUCACGGAGCUCAGUUAUGAGAAUGAAUGCCUUGCCUUCCACUUGCCAGCUGCUGUGGCGCCUUGGCAACAAGACAAGGCGCUGAAUGAGAACACACAGGACUCGGUAAGGAAAGUUUCCAUUAGGCAAGUUGGAACAAAACCAGGUGGGUUCUCUUUGGAAAUGUCAGUUGAAAUGCCCUUUGAAAUUAAACAUAUUAGCAGCUGGACACAUCAGCUUGAAAUAAAGAAAACUGACUGUAACGCUGUGGUUCGGACUGUUGACAACAGUUUCUUGGACACUAGUGGCUUUGCAAUGGAAAUCCUUAUCGGUGAUGUUCAUUUGCCCAGAAUGUGGGUAGAAAAGGACCCGGGCAAUGAGACUGAGGCGUGCAUGCUUGUGUUUCAACCGGAGUUUGAAUCGCCACUUGACCCUCUAAGCACCAGCGGGGAAACCGUCAUCUGCCUCGAUUGCUCCAAUUCCAUGGGAGGUUCGACAUUCCAGCAAGCCAAGCAGAUUGCACUAUAUGCUCUAGAGUUGUGUAAUUUUACUACUGGAAAUAUAAGCGUUAUCAAAUUCGGCACAAGUUUUGAAGAAUUUCCUUUCAAUCCUGAACCUUACACAGCGGAUCUUGCAGCUCUGAAAAACUUUAUUAUAUCUGCCACAGCUUCAAUGGGAAAUUCCGAUAUAUGGAAGGUUUUGCAUUACCUGAGUUUGCUAUACCCUUCUAAAAGCAGGCGCAACAUUCUUCUUAUAUCUGAUGGACAUAUUCAGAACGAAGGCACAACCUUGCAGAUUUUGAAGAAAAAUACACACCACACUAGAAUAUUCACGUGCGGAGUGGGCCCCGCAGCAAACCGUCACAUGCUGAGAUCUUUAGCCCAGUACGGAGCUGGAGCCUUUGAAUAUUUUGAUGCAAAAUCCAAAUAUAACUGGGAGAGGAAGAUGAAGAGUCAGACAUCAAGAAUGUCUUCUGUGGGGUGCAAUGCCAUUUCCAUCAAAUGGCAGCAGUUUGAUUUUGAUGCACCUGAGCUAAUGUAUGCCCCUGCUCAGAUACAGUCUCUCUUCAAUCAUGACCGACUUCUGAUCUAUGGAUUCAUCUCUCACUGUACUCAGGCCACUUUAAAUGCACUAAUAGACAACAAAGAGCUGCAGACUGUGGUGUCCACAACUGAGCUGCAGAAGACAACGGGCACGAUGCUGCACAAACUUGCAGCAAGAGCCUUCAUUCGAGAUUAUGAACAAGGGAUUCUUGAUGAAGAUGAAACAGAACAUGAGAUGAAGAAGCAGCUGCUGAAGUCCCAAAUCAUUGAGCUCAGUCUGAAGAACUCUAUUGUGACCCAGUUUACAAGUUUUGUGGCAAUAGAGGAAAGGGAUACAAAGGAAGACCAGACUGCUGAUACUCUGGAUGUUUUGGAACUUGUAGCCAUGGUGGAUGUAGACUUCUUACCCUACAUGGAAUAUCAGUCAAAAGGACAGGUGGCUCCUUGCAAGUCCCUAAGUUUUUCAUCAAGCGCCUUCAUCGUUGAGGAGGAGGAGGAAAGAGAACGUGAAGUGGGGAAGGGGACACACUGUGGGAGGAAUUGUGCCCCCAUUCCCAAGAAGUUGCUGUUUGCUCAGGGAGGAAAACUUUUACAGUGGUACCUUGGUUGUCGAAUAGCUUGGCUCCCGAACGCCGCAAACCCGGAAACGAUGCUUGACUUUCAUUUAGCAGAAGAUUUAGGAGUUUAUGAAGAAGUGACUAUUGAGAAGGACGAAAUAGAAUUUGUGAUGAAAAAGAAAAAGAAAAGCAAAAAAAGGGUGAGGGAACUUGAGAAAUCUACUGUUUCCAUGGCUGACCACGUGCCUGAAUGUAUGUCAUUUGCUCCUCUACGGCGGGUAUCAUUUCUUAAGGAACCCAAGAAGGCAGUUCCACUUACUGAGGCAGAAGAUUUGAGUAUGUCACUGCCGUUUCAUAUGGAGGAGGAAUUUACAGGUGGCAUGCCGGCAGGUGACAUGAGCAGUUCUCUUCUCAGUUCUGACUUGAAGUUGAGUGAUACUUCCACACCUGACAUCAUGCCUGAAUUAGCAGAUGAGAUUUCUUCUCCAGUAAACUUAACAACAAAGAAGGUGCCUUCUGCUUUUGUUGCUCACAGCGAGCUUAGAGGUAGCUCCUUGGGCUUCGGUUUUGGAAUCCAAAAUAGUGCUCCGAUAAGCACCCUUCCUCCACCGCCUCCUUGUCCUCUAUCUGGGAACAUCCACACGUUUGGAUCACCUGCAACUGGUCUGUUUGGUCCUGCUUUUGGAUCACCUACUUUUGGAUCACCUGCAGCUGGUCACUUUGGUUCACAGGCAGUCCCCCAAGCUCCGAUAAGCAGUGCUUCACCACUGCCGCCUGUGCCUGGAGGCAUCCCCAACACGUUGGCUUUUGGGUCAUCUGCAGCUGGCCUGUUUUGUUCUACUUCCAGUCCCAGUUUGGAUUCACAGGCAAUUCCCCAAGCUCCAAUAAGUACCGCUGCUGCUGCUGCUCCACCACCUCCUCUGCCUGGAGGCAUCCGCAGCAUGUUUGCUUCGGGAUCACCUGCCACUGGUCCGUUUGGUUCUACUUUUGGAUCACCUGCCACUGGUCCGUUUGGUUCACCGGCAAUCCCCCAAGCCUUUAGCUUGAGGAAAUUUGAUAUGCUUCAACAGAAGGAUCCGUUUCCACCUCCAACGCUUCCAGCUGAAAGAGCGUUUGCUCCUUUUACACUUUCUCCAGUACACCUAAAAGCGUUUGCACAAGGAAUCGCACAGGAGUCAGUCAGCCCUCUUCGCAGAGUGCCAGAAGUGCAGCGCUCAAAGGAACCCCCUGAGGCUUCUCACAAGAUGCACUAUAGCUUGCAGGAGGAUACUCUCAUGAAGAAGUGCAAAAUAAAAAAGCAUCAAUCAUUUCCUGCACAGAAGCCGCAAAGGGUUGUAUCCUGGCCUCAACUCUUUAAACUCCAGAAUCAGGAUGGUUUUUGGCAGCUGAUCCCUGAGCUUGGGACUCUUCUGGAUUUCGAUGUGGAUUAUUUUGUCAACGUUUCACUUGCAAAAAAGGGAAUUAAUUCACUUGGCCCCAAAGGAAAAGAGAAGCUGUUGCGGUUGAUUGCUACACUUCUGGUGCUACAGGUUAUACGUUUCAAGCGACUGGAAGGCCUCGUCUUCAGAUCUUUAACAACACUGAAUGACUCUCCCUCAUCAUGGGCAUUUGAACCUGUAAAGAAAGCAGUUGAAUGGGCAAGGAGAACUGAACGAGAAUUUCCAGCAAUUUGCCAGCGUCUUGAUCUGGGGAAAGACUGGGAUUUUGCCACAAAGAAGCUGCUGCAUAUUGAAGAGAUUGGGAUCGGCAUCACUGUUGUUUCAUAGCUAGUCAGACUAGCAUAAAAAUGGCACCAUCAUCUAUUUGCUUGUCUCUGGUCCAUGGGGUCACGAAGAGUUGGACACGACUAAAUGACUAACCACCAACAACAACAAAUCAUAAUAUGUUGAUUUUAUCUGAUUAAGAUUUUGGUUUUCUAUCUAUGUAUUUAAUCAUGGAACUUUGAUACUCCAGAUUGUAACCAAGAAUAUAAAACACCAAAAAAAUAGUAUAAAUAUUAGGAGCUGUUUUCUCCAUGUUCAUUUUGGGUUGGGGUUCAUUUUGUUUUACGAAAUGAUUUUUUUCUGUUUUAGGAGAUGUUCUUACUAGGAGGCUCAGAAGUAUUUAUCUCAAAAGUUUAGCUGAUGAACCUGGUAGUUAUGGGGAAGUGAAAUAUAAAGACGGACAAGCAAAUGGUGGGGCAAAAGCUUAAACAAGUUUGUGGGCAUGGAAACUGUUUGGAGAUUGACUGCGUAGUAUUUUUUUUAAAAAACAACAACAGGUUUCCACCAGUGUAACAGAUUCAAUGAAAAUGUUCCCAAAUCUUAUUGCCUCUGGUAAUUAAUGCUGGCAAAAGAAUGAAUGCAACAUGGUAGCUAAGUAUAAAGCAGAAAAAGGUUCCUCCAGCCAUAAGCUGAUAAAGUGCUAUCAGAGUGGAUUAAAGAAUGUAUUUGGAUAGUUUGGAUUUAGUUUGGAUUUGUGAAUACUGUCUCUUUAAAAAUUAAUAAGUAAUCAUUAUAGACACAUUAGCCGAACAGUUAUUUUCUGAACUAAAUCAAUACAUCUACCCAGCUACGAGUAUUUUUCUGUGUGAAUAACCAUUUUGAUCAUUUUUCAAAUAUAAUUGCACCUGAUGAAAAUAAACUGCUCUAUUCUGCUCA
This is a messenger RNA of Zootoca vivipara (common lizard), 6713 nucleotides long. The record is from RefSeq and is a predicted model, not a curated record. NCBI's taxonomy places the organism in Eukaryota, Metazoa, Chordata, Lepidosauria, Squamata, Lacertidae.